AAGUUUAUACUCCUUAACACCAGUACAUUCAAAGUUUAUGAAUGGGAUGAGUGAUGAUUUGAAAGCAAACCCAAAAAUGAAAAUGCCUCUAAAACCUCCAUCAACCUCCAAACCAUGCAAAUUCUACUUCUUCUAUGGCAAAAGAAAACCUUCUAUUAACAGACCCACUGUCUAUGGCGGUCUCUUCUCCAAUCGCCAAUCCAUAAACCCUAACAAUCCUAAAUUUUCCAUUUCAAACAACCAAUCUCAGUCUCAAUCUCAAAAACCCACUAAUUUUUCCCUUCAAAAUUGGGACCCAGAUCAUCCAAAUGCCCAAAAACCCACCUUUACUAAAACCCCAUCCGAAACUUUCUUCCAAAUUGCCCAGAAACUCUCCCCAAUUGCCCGUUACAUUUGUGAUUCUUUCAGGAAACACCAGAAAUGGGGCCCACAAGUGAUCGCUAACCUCUCAAAGCUUCGCCGGGUUAACCCCAAUUUGGUUGCUGAGGUGCUGAAAGUCCUGGAUGACCCUGUGAUUUGCUCCAAGUUCUUCCAUUGGGCUGGUAAGCAAAAGGGUUAUCAGCACAAUUUUCUUUCUUACAAUGCAUUUGCCUAUUGUUUGAAUAGAUUAAAUAAAUUUAGAGCUGCUGAUCAAAUACCCGAGCUAAUGCAUAUGCAGGGUAGAUUACCCAGUGAGAAACAAUUUGAAAUUUUGAUUAGAAUGCAUGCUGAUAAUAAUAGAGGUAAUAGGGUUUAUUAUGUAUAUGAGAAAAUGAAGAAAUUUGAGGUUAAACCUAGAGUUUUUUUGUAUAAUAGGAUCAUGGAUGCUUUAGUUAAGACGGGUCACUUAGAUUUGGCAAUGUCAGUUUAUGAUGAUUUCAAGAAUGAUGGGUUAUUGGAGGAGAAUGUAACUUUUAUGAUUCUGAUCAAGGGUUUGUGCAAGGGUGGACGAAUGGAUGAAAUGUUGGAGCUUUUGGGCCGGAUGAGAAGUUUGUCGAAACCAGAUGUUUUCGCAUACACGGCUAUGAUCAGAAUAUUAGUGGGUGAGAGAAAUUUGGAUGGUUGCUUGAAGGUUUGGGAUGAAAUGGAGAGGGAUGAAGUUGUGCCUGAUGCGAUGGCUUAUACAACUUUGAUUUCAGCAUUGUGUGAAGGAAACCGUGUCAAUAAAGCUUAUGAAAUUUUUAAGGGUAUGAAGAAUAAGGGAGAGUUGAUUGAUAGAGCUAUAUAUGGUGCAUUAGUGAAGGGGUUUGUUUUUGAUGGAAAAGUUGGGUCAGCACUAGAUCUUUUAAAGGAUAUGAUACAUUCUGGAUAUAGGGCUGAUUUGUCCAUCUAUAAUUCCUUGAUAGAGGGCUUGUGUAAUUUGAAGCAGCUUGAUAAAGCUUAUAAGCUCUUCCAGAUAACUAUUAAAGAGGGUCUUCAACCAGAUUUCACAACUGCCAAUCUGCUGUUAUUGUCUUAUGCAGAAUCAAAAAAAAUGGAUGAUUUCUGGAUGUUGCUUGCGCAGAUGAAGAAAUUAGGAUCACCGAUCAUUGAUGGGCUUUCUGAGUUCUUCUCUUUGAUGGUUAAAAGGGAUAAGGGAUUACCUUGCGCUUUAGAGAUAUUAGAAGAUGUGAAAAUCAGAAGUUACUGUAGUGUUCACAUAUACAAUAUUCUUCUGGGAGCUCUGUACAAGAGUGGACAGAAUAAGGAAGCGUUGUCCCUCUUCACGGACAUGAAAGAAUCAAACUUUACACCCGAUGCUUUAUCUUAUAGUCAUGCAAUUAUGUGUCAUGUUGAUCUUGAGGACAUCAAAGAGGCGUGUCAUUUGUAUAAUAAAAUAAAGGAGAUGGAUUCUAUUCCUUCCAUUGCAGCUUAUUGCUCUCUGGUAAAUGGUCUAUGUAGAAUAGGCGAAAUAGAUGCAGCAAUUUCACUAGUCCGGGACUGUUUAGCUAAUGUCACUAGCGGGCCUAUGGAGUUCAAAUACUCUUUAGGCCUCAUCCACGCCUGCAAAUCGAACGAUGCUGAUAAGGUCGUUGAAGUAAUUAACGAGAUGUCAGAACAAGGAUGUGCACCUAAUGAAAUCAUAUACUGUGCUGUUAUUUCUGGCAUGUGCAAGCACGGGACAGUGGAGGAAGCUAGGAAGGUUUUCUCAAUUAUGAAGGAGCAAAAGUAUCUAUCUGAUGCCAAUAUGAUUUUAUAUGAUGACAUGCUUAUUGAACACAUGAAGAAGAAAACAGCAGAUUUGGUGCUUUCAGGAUUGAAGUUCUUUGGACUAGAAUCAAAACUGAAAUCAAAAGGCUCAACAUUGCUAUCAAGUUAAAUACUGGACAAAGGUUAUACACUAUACUCUAAUACGUCCUCGGUAAGAGGCCAGAGUCAGAAACUAAAUAGUGAGAUCAAAGAAGAACAAGAUAUACCCAAAUAUGCGAGUAGCUGGAACCUGGUAAAUUGAAUUGCUGCCGACUUAACAGGCUGUGCUCCAGAUGUGAUGCCGUCAUGUCUUGGAAGCUGUACAGCCACAGGCAAACGAGAAGAUUUUCACAAGCACCUUAGCUGCUCAACUAUAGCAUCCAGCGUUGGUCGAAUCUCUGGAUUGUUUUUCCCUACUCACUACGAUGAACUUGUCACUGAUUAGCGAUUACUCAAGCUCCAUUCCUAUUCCAUUUCCUGGAUAUAAAUUAUGUAGUACGAGUAUUCUGUAGAGAGAAAGCUUCGGUCCUAGGAUUCGGAAUGAGUGCUUUGAAGUUGUCCUUGUAGAUUUCAUCUCUUUUUAUAGAUGUAAAUGAUAAAUUUUUGUGACAUAGAUUGUUCUUACCAUAAUUUUUUAGACUUGAAACAUAGGAACUAUUUCAGGAGAUACAGCAUAUUUUGAUUUUGUUAAGCGUAGUUCAGAGAUACCUCUCUUAUAUUCUGUAUGCAAUUUAUCUGAACUUGUAAGCUUUUUUUUUUUUUUUUUUUUUUUGUUGGACAAGCAAUGACUUAAUUAUUGAUAACUAUCAUACAAAGCCUGACAAUCAUAUUGCCUGAU
Messenger RNA from Amaranthus tricolor (Joseph's coat), 2986 nucleotides. RefSeq names its product pentatricopeptide repeat-containing protein At4g20740. The transcript is spliced from 3 exons. NCBI's taxonomy places the organism in Eukaryota, Viridiplantae, Streptophyta, Magnoliopsida, Caryophyllales, Amaranthaceae. Gene Ontology annotation, molecular function: protein binding. Bases 38 to 2278 code for a protein of 746 amino acids. The record is from RefSeq and is a predicted model, not a curated record.